AUGCCUCCAAGAACCUUUGAUGAGAGGCUCAGGUACCAUGCUCAACGCUUUCGGGGAAAGCCAGCGCAACAUGUGUUGAACCGCUACGAGCAGUUCCUUCAUGAGGCGCUGAAUUCGGAUGAACUGCAGAAGAAUGCAUUUCAUGUUGCCGCGUGGGUUGCAGAGCUUCCAGCUGAGCAAAUGGCAGCGCAGUACGAUGGGUUGUCUGCAGUGUUUCUAUUGCAGCGCUACCUGUGGGCGUUAAAGGAUGUGAAGCCCAGUUGUGAUCACUUGGUGAAAGUGCUCACAAAGGUUUGGGAGCGCAUCGAAGCCAAUUCGGACCUUCAACUGCAAUGGUCAGGCCUUUUCACGGAGCUCGGGCAUUUUGUUCCAGAAGCCAAGGCUGCAAAAGCAGCCAAGCUGAUGAACAAAGCGAUACUUCUUUGGAGAAACACCACCUGUGAGACAAAGAAAGAAGAAUACGUUGCUUCUCUGGAGCAAUCACUUGGCGAAGCUGGACAUGAUGACCUUGGCCAGAUCCGCUCUAUAUUCCGGCGGGCAGUAGCUGCACUGUCGCCACCCCACUGUUCAAAUCAGUCUGGUGGAAGCGCAGCAGGUUCUUUGGCACAGCCACAAGGUUCAAAGCGAGAUUUCCAAAUUCGGCUCCGGAAAGUUGUUCUUAGAUGUUUGAACUAUUUGCAUUUAGAUGAUUCCAAGGUUCAGCCAGCUUUGCAAUUGCUCAAAUCGCUCAUUUGUCAACUCCAGGAACUUGACUCGGAUGGAAGCCACAAGAUCGGUUGCGAGAAGCAGUGGCGAUUGCUGCAGGAAAAGUGUGGAAUGUCCUCCAAUGCUGAUCUGGAAAUGGACAUUGCUCCUGCUAGAGAGAAGCGCGUUCUUUGUCCACACAGAAAGAGGCGAGACAUGUGCCGAAUUUGCCGUCCAUGCCCACAUGGCAAGUUGAAGGCAAAGUGUGAAAAGUGCAAACCAUGCCCACAUGGCAAGUUGAAGACAGAUUGUGUGAAGUGCAAACCAUGCCCACAUGGCAGGAGGAAGAGAAGUUGUGCGCAGUGCAAUCCAUGCCCACAUGGCAAGUUGAAGACAAAUUGUGCGCAGUGCAAUCCAUGUCCACAUGGGAAAAUCAAGAAACAUUGUCUUUUGUGUGUUGGUUGUGUUCAUGGCCGCAUCAAAUAUGAAUGCAACAUAUGCCGACGGGGCAAAGGGUAA
This is a messenger RNA of Durusdinium trenchii, 1203 nucleotides long. Lineage: Eukaryota; Dinophyceae; Suessiales; Symbiodiniaceae. The record is from the annotation of a GenBank genome assembly.